AUGGAGACAGAUUGGAGAGAAAUAUUGAAUUUCUCACAAAAGGACUUAAAGCAAGCUGAAAAAGAAAAACUAUGUGAAAGCUUAUGUUGGAUGGACACUGAUGAUAUUGAACUAAACUUUUCUGACUUGAAAACUCUAUUUAAACUUGCUCAAGAUAUUUUAAAGUAUAAAACAGAACAAGUGAAUAGUUUAUUGGGGAAAGUAAAAAGAAAAAUUAAAACUAAAGAUAGAAGUACUAUAACAGAUUCUUCCGCUAUAAGUUCCGAGAGCGUAAUAGAGGCAAUAACGUACCAGGAGGAAGUAAUUAAAGCAAACAAAGAUAUAUUAGAACAAUUGUAUGCCGACAUUGCUGAAUUAGAAGGCCGGAAGAACAAAUAUGAAAAAAUUAACUUUGAAGAUCAUAGUAGCGAAUCAAGCCGAAAUACAUUAUCGGAAAUGAAUGCUUUAGCGCAAUUAGAAAAUGAAAUUUCUAAGAAAAAUCGACAUAUAAGGAAACUUUUACAGGAUGUUAAAAUUCUGGAAGAGGAAAACACUACUUUGAGAGAAAAAUUAACAAUUUUUAAAGAAAAAUUAAAGGAAUCUACAUUUUUAAUAGAAAAUAUAACUGAACAAUUAUUUACUCUUAAUAAAGAAAACUCCAAUUUAAAAGAGGCUCUUGGCAGUAUUGAGCAAGAAAAAGUAAACUUAUUGAUGGAAAUUGAUAAUUUAAAAGCAGAUUUACAUAGCAAAGAUGUUGAGUAUGAAAAAGUAGGGGAAGAUGUAAAACUGAAAUUGCAACACUUAAAGCACUCACUUAAAUCUCAUAAGAUUGAAAUAGAACGCUUAUCACAAGAGAACUCAGAGUUAAGAGAAAGCCUCACUCACACGCCUAAAUCAGUUUCAUCGCCAAAACAAAAAACAACUCGAGAAGAAUUAAAAAUAAAAGAACUACAAGAGAAAUUGACUGAAGCAUCAGAACAAAUGAUACAGUCCGCAAAUUUAAUACAAGUAUUAAAAAGUGAAAAUAGACAGCUUAAAACGGUUAUUGAGGAAAUGCCUGACUCGAUGUCGGAACAAAAGAAUGUAAGUGAUGACGGAAAAGAAAAACAAAUGAUAGUGAAACUUAGAAAUAAAGUCCAAGAUUUAAAUGACGCGCUUCAACGUUCAGAACAAAUGUUAACUAGAAGAGAAGAAGAGCUUGCAGAAAUUGCUGGACAAUUACAACUAUUAAGAUCGGAUGAAGGUAUAAACGCAUUAAUAGAAGGCAUAAAAAAUAAAAAAAGAGAUUUGAGACUCAAAGAUGAAAGUAUUAAAAGUCUAGUGCAAGAAGUAAAUCAACUAAGUGAACUUGUCAGCAACUUACAGAUGGAGAAUGAAACUAUGAGAGAAAAACUUCAAAUACCCAUUGAUGAAAAAAUAGAAACAGGCGGUAUUAUAAAAAAAAUUAAGGAUUUAGAAAAUGUAACAAUAGAAUUUUCUAAGAAAAUACACGAAUAUGAAAAUAAACUGAUUACAGUUGAAAUGGACAAUCGUGAAAAAAACGAAACGAUUUCAAAAUUAAAAGCAAUAAUGAAAAAAGCAAAUAUUGACCAACACAGUUUUAAAGCUAUUGAAAUGAAGGAUGAAGUUGAUCAAAAUAUCAUUGGAACUAACAAAAUCUAUAGCACUGAAAAUAUUCAAGUAAUUAUAGAAGAAAAUGAAGGCCUUAGGAAUGGUCUUACUGAGAUAUUAAACUUUUUGAAAGAUAAUAGUACUACAAGUUCUGGUGUACUUUCUUUGGAGUGCCCAAGUUUGGAAGCAUUAUUAAAUUCAAUGGAGGCACGUAAAUCUGCAGGGUGGUUUUCACCACAUAUGAAAACAGUUAUGGAAUUAAAAGCUGCCCAAGGCGGUAAAGAUGCUUUAUUGCAUGCGUUACAUGAAUCUAGAAAGGAAACGUAUCAAAUAUUGGAAAAAUUAACAAAACAAGAGCAAAAAGCAAUAGAACUGGAAAAAACUUUACAAGAACUAAAAACAAUGACAACAACAAAAAUACCUACAGAAGAUAAAAUUUCAAGCACCGCCGAUAUAAGUACUGGUGAAUUUGGAUCUUGGAUGUUAAACGUAGAUGAAAAGAUCGACAUAAAAGAUCAAAAUGAUAUACAAAAUAUAAUCAUGAAAGGAAAUAUUUUAUUUGAAAGUCAAUUUAAACAAGCUUUACAAUACUUUGAAAAUAAAUUUACAAAUCUUUAUGAUAAAUUUACUUCCCUAGCAAUAGCUACUUCGGAUGAAUUGAAUAGUUAUUCCAUUAAAGAAGAACGUUAUAAAGUAGAAAUAGAAAAUCUUAAAUGUCAAAUAGAAGAUGAUGAUGACGAUAUUAGUAAUCAAUCACCUGGCUUAGUAAAUGUAUCUAAAUCAGUCUUUUCUGAUCGUAAAUAUGCAUAUUUAGAAGAAUCCUAUAAACAAAUUAGAACAAUGAACGAAAAUAUUAAAAAUGAAUUAUUACAAAUUAAAAAGGAAAAAAUGAUAGAAAUGUCGACAUACGAAAGAAAAAUACAAAAUUUAAUAAUAUCUAUUGUGACGCUCACAGAUAAAUUACGUAACUCAAUUCCUGUGGAAUUGUUUUUACAACAAAAUGAAACUUUGAAUGAAAUUACUGUAAAAUAUAGAAAUAUGAUAGAAGCAAAAUAUGCAAAUAAGUAUAUUAAGUCAGAGGAAUUAUGUAAGCGUUUAGAAGAAGAUAAAUUGGAUUUACUACGACGUUUUCAUUGUGAUAUGCAAAAUAUUUCAAAAAAGGAAACUUUAACUACAAAUAAGAUUCUAAAUGAUAUUGAACAGUCAGUUCUUCAGCAACAGUUAAAGCAAAUAUGUUUUGAAGUUCAAAAUAAAAAUAAUGAAAUAGAGAAAUUGCAAAUGAAAAUUAUGGAUUUACAAGUUACUCAGGCAGAUCUCAUAAAUAAGUCAGUUCAUGCAGAGUCCAAUGAGGAUGUUAUUUUUUUGAAAGAGCAAGUACAAAAGUUGGGUGAAGACAAUAUGAUAAUAAAAGAACAAUAUCAAGAUGCGCAAAAUCAGCUGGAUGUUGUUACUUUACAGUUACAAUCGCACCAGCAAAAAGAAUUCAAUAACGAAAUAGAAAUAAAUAUGUUAAGACAUCAAAUACUCGACUUGCAAUCAAUGGGUGAUAAUAAAGCAAUUAUAGCAAGACUGAGCGGUGAAGUUCUUCUUUCACAAAUGCAAACUUCAGAAACCCAAGAAAGACUGGAAGCUCUUAAGAUUACAUUAAAUAAAGAAAAGCAAUUAAGAGCUGAGACGGAAGAAAUAUUGAUGAACCGGCAAAAUAUAUUCGACAUGUAUACUCUCAAAUAUGAGAAAAAGAUUAGGAACCUAACGGAAACAAUAGAUAUAUUGAGACAUCAAUAUCAAGGAAGCCUGCCACUAAUUUCAAUUGAGACUUUUGUAGAUAAAGUAGAAGAUAUUUACAGAAAAUCUUAUGAUAUUGACGUAAAACUUAAUGAAAUAGAAGACUUGCGCUCAGAUCUAAUGACGAAACAUACUAUUUAUAAACAAAUAUUAGAUAUCUCCUCCACAAAGUGCUUAGAAGAAGACGAUACUUGUCCUCACAAAUUAAAAAACAUUAUAACUGAGGAAACUCAAAAACUUCAAAUGGACUAUUAUAAUAAAAAACUGCUAUCUUUUGACCAAAGUCAUAAAAAGCUAUUAGACCGUUGUAGUUUCCUAGAAAAAACAUUACUACUGGUAAAUCAAGGAUUUAAAAUAAAUAGUUCACCAAUAAAUGGAUACCGACAAAAAAUGCACGAAAACAACGAUAUAAAAAUAGAAGAUAUUAAUUCAGAUGAUGACUCGAGCAGUGAAGGGAACCGUACGAUUACAUUAUCUCAUCCUAAAACAGAUGUAAAACUGUUAAAGAAAAACAUUGGAUCUAAUAAUCACGAUAAUGGUGAUCAAGAACAAUAUAUAACAGAAACAAAAAAAGUUACAAAUCGUCACACACAAACUAUAAAUAUUGUAAUUAAUAGCGACUUUAAAUUCACACAAACUGAUAUUGAUUUAAAUGUUAAGGAACUAGAGUCUCAAAAUGAUAAACUUUUGUGUGAUAUAAAACAAAAAGAAAAAAUAAUUGAAGAAUUAUCUGCAACUUUCAAACAAUAUAAACAGAACUUUGAACAAUUAAGUGAAGAAAAACAUGAUCUCAAUACAACAAUACGAAGCUUAAAACAUUCUAAUUCGUGUAAAGAAGAAUCACUUAAGAAAUUAGGGUCCAUAAAUGAUGUAUUAAAAGAAGAGAUACAUGGAUUAAAGUUAAAACAACAAGCCGAAAUUAAUAGAUUAAAUGAUACAGUGAGUUCAGAAAAUCAGUCUCUCUUAGUUGAACUGAAAAAAAUAGAAAGUGACAAGAACGAAAUUAUAGUAAAAUAUAAACAAUUAUUAAAUAAAGAACGGAACGAUUACUCUAAAUCCUUAAAGGACUUGCAAAUGAAACUGAAAGAUUUGCAAAGUAAAUUAGAUCAGAAGGAAUCUGAAGUGACUAACACAAGUGAUGAUGUAAAAGAAACAACCAAUAAAUACACAUUAAAAAUUUGUGAAUUAGAAGACAAGUGUUUUAAAUUGAGUAGUGAAUUAAGUUCGUAUGAGGCAGAAUUUAAAAGUCAACAAAGUGAAAUGGAACGCUGGAAAAAUUUGGCUUCAGAAAGGCUGAUUAAGAUGGAACAACUAAGUGCUCAAAUUAAGGAAAGGCAUAAUCAUGAGAUGGAAUCCUACAAAGCAGAAAACCAACAUUGGAUAUCACAACUGAAUGAAACUCAACGUGAACAUAUGGAGCUGCGAGCCCGUCUCACCGAACAGAAGACCUUACAUUUGAAGCAGUUGGCAGAAAAGGACGGUCAUAUUGAACAACUACGGUCUGUUAUCAACAAUCUGAAGUCCCAAAUCUUAAACAUGCAAACAAUGCUCACUAUAAAUGAUCCAAGUUUUGAUCUCUCCGCUAUUGUCGAAGUGGAGGAAGUGAGUGACCAACAAUCUGAUAGAUUGGAAUUAAAGUGUGAAUCCUCAGUAGACUUCAAUGAGAGCCACGACGAUUUGAUGCGAAUGCCUUGCAGUUCUACUGCUAUUUGGCAAGAGCCAGCGGUAGACAGACUUCGUAGGGAGAAGCAAUUGAUGAGUAAACAGAAUGCGAUGCUGCGACGACAGAUUAAAGCUCUUGCCGCGAGAGAGAGACGCUCGAGGCUUGAUGCACAAAACUUGAAGAAUCAAGUAUUUCGCAUAAGUACAAGUGGCAACAAAGUGCCGUCAGCGGAGUCGGCGGCUUUACAGAGCAAGGUGGCGACGCUCCAGGCGCAGCUUGCGGGCGCUCGCCGCGACGCUACCUCGUCACUUGCGCUUUGGGAUAAGUGUAAGAGGGCACAGCAAGCUUCUGAGCGAUGGCAAGUACGCUAUGAGGAAAAAUGCCAGGACGUCAAUAAGUUAGAAGCGAGUCUCAAUCUCGCCAAGUCAGCCAUAUCCAGACUUGAAAAGGAAAAACGAAUUCUUAUAUCACGACUUAAUGACGAAAAACAAGAGAAGAAACUAGCUGUAGAAAAGCACGACGUAGAAGAAUCAGAGAAGGAGAUAGACGGAGACGUACACAGUGCCCGCACUGAUGUGGCGGUGUCAGAGCGCGCUCUAUACGCCCGCGUCGAGGCACAGCAGCGUAGGAUUGUCGCGUUAGAGCUCGCUGAACGGGGUAAUGAAACUUUGGUAACUGAAUAUGAGAAGUCUCUCGCAGAAAUUACAGCGCUCAAAGGACAAGUACUUAAACUAGAGUCAACCUUGCUUGAAGCUCAAAUUAAAUCACCACUAAAGAACUCUGAUGUGUCGCCAGAACUGGAAUAUUGGAAGAACUACUGUGACAUGCUAAAAGAGGAGAACAUGCAGCUGUCAGUGCGAGUGAGUGCGAUAGAGAGUAGUGCAGACGCAGGGGCGGGGGCGGGCGCGGAGCCGCAUCGCGUCGCGCGACUGCAACAUACCGUGCUCACGCUCAGAGCUUUAGUUAGCAAGCUUCAAGCUGAACAGAAAACUUUGAAUGCACAGAAACGCGCCGAUUCAAGACCCAGUAGCGCUAAAAGCGGAAAUGACAAAAUACGAAACCACGAAGAAUCACGAAGUAUUAAAAUUUUCAAUCUCAAAAAAAGUAUUUCCGAAAAAGAUGAGCUUCUGCAAAAAUCUAAGGAAAUGUUGAACAUGGCGAUGGAGAAAAACGAGCGACUUGCCAGAGAGAAUAUGUUUCUACGUCGACGUUUAGAAGAACUUACGGAU
Messenger RNA from Brenthis ino (lesser marbled fritillary), 6267 nucleotides. The record is from the annotation of a GenBank genome assembly. NCBI's taxonomy places the organism in Eukaryota, Metazoa, Arthropoda, Insecta, Lepidoptera, Nymphalidae.